ACCCUGAAAGGAACCGCAACCGAUUCGAUUCCGAAGUCACUUCCGCGUGUGUUUUACGUCGAGCUCGUGUCAAAUAAAUUAAAACACCAAGAACCGAUACGCCGCAAUGGACCGAAAGCCCAUUGAAGCGAUAUUGUUUGAUUUAGACAACACACUCAUUGAAACUGCACUUGCAUCCCGUGUUGCAAUAGAAAAGACAAACGACUACCUGCAGAAGACACGGGGCCUUGAUGACGUCAGCUUGGGCCACAUCAGUGAAAAGUUCAAACACAAACUGCAGCACGAGACCUUUGACCCAACGUCAGGCGGCUCUAUAGACGAGCUGCGGGUGGACCACUGGGAGCAAAGCAUCCAGGAGGUCGCCGGCAGUUGUACCAGAUCGUUGGCUGAUAAAUGCUACUAUCUCUGGAAAAGCAGCCGUUUGGAGCUUCUCAGCCUCAGCCCGGAGACAUGCGCCCUGCUGGAGGCUCUGAGAACUAGAUACAAACUGCUUCUGCUCACCAACGGGGAGACUCAGACGCAGAGAGAAAAGAUAAUCGCGACGAAUUGCGAGAAAUUCUUCGACUUUAUCGUAGUGGGAGGUGAAUUUCCGGAGCAGAAGCCGGCUGUUUCCAUCUUCAACCACUGCUUCACAGUGCUUGGCGUAGAGGCGAAGCGUUGCGUGAUGGUUGGGGACUCUCUGGAUACAGAUAUACUGGGGGGCUUUGAUGCUGGGGUGCGAGCUACGGUUUGGAUUAAGAACUCUGGAGCGUCGCAAGACGUAUGUACAGCGAAACCCGACUAUACCAUUCCUACUGUGCUAGACUUGCCGGGCAUCUUGGUGGAAUUGAAUGAAUAUAAUGUACCUUAGGUGCAGAAGGAC
Molecule: messenger RNA, 862 nt
Organism: Gadus macrocephalus (Pacific cod)
Lineage: Eukaryota; Metazoa; Chordata; Actinopteri; Gadiformes; Gadidae
Gene: nanp
Product: N-acetylneuraminic acid phosphatase
Exons: 2
Coding region: 107-850 (247 amino acids)
Source: RefSeq, a predicted model, not a curated record